Messenger RNA from Lactuca saligna, 621 nucleotides. The record is from the annotation of a GenBank genome assembly. NCBI's taxonomy places the organism in Eukaryota, Viridiplantae, Streptophyta, Magnoliopsida, Asterales, Asteraceae.
AUGUUACUGCCUUGGGUUUAUCUUGGUAUCUUAGUAAGUCUGUGGGCUUAUGCUUGUGGUGUUGAUUUCUGCGAGUAUCUUGUUGCAGGGGCGGUAAUGGACCUGGUGAUCCUAGUUACAAACCUUCAAAAAGAAGACAAAGGAUUGAUGGUGUUUGCAUGUGAUGCUUUUGAUCUUCCCAUUCGGAAGGAAAUUAUCCACCGUGUUGUAAGAUGGCAGCUUGCAAAAAGACAACAGCUCCCAAAAGUAUUGGGACAUAACAUAGCAGAGAGGGUUUUGUUGGAUGCUCCUUGUAGUGGUGUUGGGAUAAGCAUAAAAGCUUUAUAUGGUUAUAUUGUCAAAACCUCUAAAGCUGCUAUUGAUGUACAAAACUUCUCACGUCUACAAAAGAAUGAAGAUGUUAUAGACUAUGCACUGAAGAAGAGGGAUGUGAAACUUGUGCCAUGUGGACUAGAUUUUGGACGCCCAAGGUUUGUUCGAUUUAGAGAACGUAGAUUUCAUCGAUCUUUGGAAAAGACAAGACGUUUCUACCCUCAUGUCCAUAACAUGGAUGGUUUUUUUGUUGCAAAGUCGAAGAAAAUGAGUAAUUCAAAGGGAGUUUUUGCAGCUUUUGAAUACUAG